This is a messenger RNA of Drosophila elegans, 999 nucleotides long. RefSeq lists its product as uncharacterized. Bases 128 to 808 code for a protein of 226 amino acids. The transcript is spliced from 2 exons. The record is from RefSeq and is a predicted model, not a curated record. Lineage: Eukaryota; Metazoa; Arthropoda; Insecta; Diptera; Drosophilidae.
CCGGCAUUUUGCGUCUAUCAUUCCGUUCAACAACACCAGGCAUAUCAAUCAUAUAUUUCGUAUAUAAGCGAGCCAUAUUUAAACUUAAAAAAAACCUUUAAAAUUCCGGUGGACAUACUGGACAAACAUGUCCAAUCUGCAAGAAAUACCGCUCGCCGAACCCGAAGGUCUAGUAGUGGCCAGCUCCGAUGUGACCCCCACACCCAAGUCCAAUUCGUUGAAGCGCUUCUUCAAGAUCAGCAAGAAGCCGCUGAUGCGGGACCAAGCGGAGGAUGUGAGCGAGUCCUCCUCAACCGAGGACCCCAAGGAGCUGGGCAAGUCCAACACGAUCAGUCGCUUCUUCACCCGCAAGAAGGGAGCCAGCAAGGAUGUUCCAGAACAAACUAGCUCGAUAGCCGACCCCGAGGAGGGUGAGAAGCCACAGCCUAAUGUUAAGCCCACGAUUAAGACAUCCAUUUCGUCCUACUGGAAGAUUCUGUUCAAUCGCCAGAAGGGCCAGCGCCAAAAUGCGGACUUCGUACCAUCUAAUAGUACUGGGAACGAUCCCGAAGAAGUGCACGAGAUGCAGCCGGUGCCCCAGGAGUCUGAGCACGAAUUACAAUCGGAUGUCAAGGUAGAGCAGCCCGACAUCGAAGAAUACAGUACGGAUCCGGAGCCACCACAGCCGGAGCCCAAGAAAAAUGUGGCCAACAAGGCGUCCGGGGAGGAGAUUCUCAGUGCAUUGGAGGGCGGUCAGUUGCCCAGUGUCGAGGUCGAGGAUGAAGAAUCCGGACAGCCGGCAGCAGUUAUUGUCAAUCAAUUCAACUAGGAUAUUUCCGGAAGGCAUAUAGUAUUUCUGCCGACCUCUAGGCCAAUGCUCACUACACAGUUCACUCCAGAAACAUUUAAAGGAUUCAAGAUAUUUCCCCCGCAAUUAAACUACAACAUAUCAUUACCGCUUUAAAACCACAAAUUAUAAUUGCAAGUUUGCCUCACAAUAAACACAUGCACACUCAAAAA